CCGAAAAAAAAUCUUCCCCUUUUCUACACCACUCGCGCUCCUUUCCGAUAAACUGCACCAAACCACACUGUUAAGACAACAACAAAAAUCUCACACUUACAGCAAAAAAAGGUAACAAAGCAAGCAAAAGAAUGUCAGGCGCAGGAGCAGUUCCGAUAGGUGACGGGGUCGAAUCCCCGGGGCUGAAAAAAUCUAUUACAGGCCCCCUAAGCUUCACACAGCUCAACGCCAUAGCAAUCAUGAUAAUCUUUGCGGCCAGCGACCUAGUAACCCUCCAAGACCUUCUAUUAUUCUUCUUCUCGGCAAUAUAUAUUCUGAUCAUGUCCAAAUUCGCCUUUCCUGCAACGGCCGUCGCAGCUUCAAACCCUCCCAAGCCCGUAUUUUCCCCCAGCCGCCUUUUUGUCUGCUACGUUUCCCUGGCCGCCGUCGUAGGGUUAGUUUUCCCUCUGGUUUACAUUUUCGGCGGCAUUGCAGCAGGGCACAAAGCCGGCAUUUUGGCGGCGGCGCCGCAUGUUUUUCUGCUCUCUGCACAGAUUUUCUGGGAGGGCGUGACGGUUAAUUCCCGCAGGUUUUCGCUGCCUACCAGAGCUUUCGUCCCUAUUUUUUACAAUACGCGUAGGGUUUUCACCAUUUUCGACUGGCUGGAAACAGAAUUUAGUAAAGAGAGGGCGAGCGAGCCGUGGAACAAUUACGGCCGUGCUCUUGCUGUGGCGAAUCUGGUGUUCUGGUGUUUCAAUUUGUUCUGUUUUCUGCUUCCUGUUUAUCUGCCCAGGGCUUUCAGGAAGUAUUAUGAAGAAGAGGCUUCUGUAAAGAUGGUUAAGGAUAAAUGACUGUAAAUGGUCUGGUUUUGUAAAUAUGUUUAAUAAUUUUAUUGUUGAAGAAUAGUGCUUAUUGUAAAGAAAAUAUGGCUUUGCAUAAAUUACUUGGGCUAAUUAUUAUUAAUUAAAUAUAAUUAAUAUUGUUUGGCUUU
Molecule: messenger RNA, 970 nt
Organism: Cryptomeria japonica (Japanese cedar)
Lineage: Eukaryota; Viridiplantae; Streptophyta; Pinopsida; Cupressales; Cupressaceae
Exons: 1
Coding region: 132-830 (232 amino acids)
Source: RefSeq, a predicted model, not a curated record